AUGAAUGUCCUGUCCAAUCUUCUCAAUAAUGCCACUUCUAAAGGGAUAUUUUCUUUUCAUCCUAAAUACAAGAACCUUGGACUCACACAUUUGUCCUUUGCGGACGACUUACUAAUUUUCUGCAAAGGUAAGCUUGAGUCUGUUCUGGGCGUCACAACAGUCUUGGACUGCUUUUAUGAAUAUUCUGGAUUGAAGCUUAUUGCAGGAAAAUGUGAAUUCUUCACGGCUGCCAUCUCCCAUAAUACUCUUGAAGCAAUUAUAAGUUCUACUGGCUUUAAACAGGGAAGUCUUUCGGUUUGUUAUUUGGGUGUUCCUCUGGUCACAAAGAAACUAACCGAAAAGGACUGUCAAUCUCUUAUUAACAACAUCACCAACAGACUUCAUCAAUGGUCUUCAAAGAACAUGCCUUAUGCGGGCAGAGUGGAACUUGUCAAGACCGUACUUUAUAGCAUUGCUAACUAUUGGUGUCGUCAACUUGUCCUGCCUCUUUCUAUUAUCAAAAAAAUUGAACAAUUAUGUUCAAGAUUUUUUUGGAAAGGCUCGGAUACAAAAGCUACAGGAGCAAGGGUGAGUUGGAGGAAGAUUUGUAACCCAAAGUCUAAAGGCGGUUUAGGAAUAAAGGACAUUAAAACCUGGAAUUAUGCGAGUUUGAUUCACCUCACUAGAAAACUCCUUGCUGGUAAAGGUUCUCUUUGGGUGGCAUGGAUUCAAAUUAAUUUCAUUAAGAACCAGGAUUUUUGGACUAUGUCUGAACCGCAUAACUUAAGCUGGAUUCUUAAACGAAUUUUGAAAAUGCGAUGCAUAGCCAGUGCCGUGUUGCUGUCUGAACCGCAUAACUUAAGCUGGAUUCUUAAACGAAUUUUGAAAAUGCGAUGCAUAGCCAGUGCCGUGUUGCUUUCUUCUGCAUCUAACACUACGCAAAUUUGGAAUGGGAUUCGGCCUAAAAAUAGCAAAGUCAUGUGGCAUAAGUUGAUCUGGUUUUCUCUUCAUGUACCGAAGUAUAGUAUUAUUUCUUGGAUGCUCAUUCUGGAUCGUCUUCCUACCAAGGACAGAUUACACCGAUUCAAGAUUAUUUCUAAUGCUGAUUGUAUCUUCUGUAAUGAUGGAAUAGAAACAAGAGACCAUCUUUUUUGCAAUUGUAGGUACACAGCUUCUAUUUGGACUUCUCUGCUCCUUCUGUCUGGUUUCCAUAUGUCUUUCUCCUCUUGGUCCAGUAUGUUGGAAUGGGCAUCAACCUCAAGGAAUGGGAAAUCUUUGAUUUCAACUGUUCUAAGACUUUCUUGGUGUGGGUUUAAUUACAUCAUUUGGGAAGAAAGAAAUCGAAGGAUCUUUACUGGGAAAAGUCGAACCACCACUGAAAUCAUCAACAAUGUUAAAAUGAUUGUUGGGAUUGUUCUAAAUAACAAGUCCAUUGAUAGAAACGAUAGCAUUAACUUAUCUUUAUGUAGCAAUUGGGGUAUAGUUUAA
Messenger RNA from Hibiscus syriacus, 1467 nucleotides. RefSeq lists its product as uncharacterized. Lineage: Eukaryota; Viridiplantae; Streptophyta; Magnoliopsida; Malvales; Malvaceae. The coding region runs from base 1 to 1467 and encodes 488 amino acids. The record is from RefSeq and is a predicted model, not a curated record. The transcript has a single exon.